UAAACGUCGUGAUUUGGGCGUUCGAAUUGUUUUAGCAGAUUUCUGCAUAAUGUUAAUUGCUUCAGAUUUUCUAAAUUCUUCUGGUCUCCUACGAAUUUGCGAGGAAAGGGAAGCAUUUAGGUGUGUUAGAUCAAAGCUAGGCGGACCCUGCGGAUGAAAACGUUUGCACGAGGCUCGCAUUCCCUCGGAAACACAGCCCUAGCGCUCGGGUGAGGCAGGUGGUCCCACCAAGGUCCGCCCUCCCGCUUCUCCACUCGAGGUUUUCCUCAUGCCCUUUUUGCUUCUCCUUUGGGUCGGGCUGGAUGUAUAGAGUCUCCGCGAAGGCGGAUUUCUCUGCUGUCGGCUGCAGGCGCCGCGGCCCCCACCCAACCCCGCCGCCGCGGGACCGCCGGGCGUCCUCCAGCCGCCGGGAGCGCUGUGGGCCUCAGUGGGCCUGGUCGCAAACGCCCUGGCGGCCGCCGAGCGCUUGAAGGGAGCUGCUGGCGGGGCCCAGGGCGUCUCCGCCCGAGACCGCGCCACCGCUGCAGUCGCCACCAUGGGUAAGAGGAGCAGGCCGAGAGCGGACGUCGGGCCCUCUGUGCUGGGCCAAGACCGCGGCUGGGCAGGGAGGACUGGUGCUACAAAGGACCCCACAGCUGUAGAGAGAGCAAACUUGUUAAAUAUGGCUAAACUCAGUAUCAAAGGACUCAUUGAAUCUGCUCUAAGCUUUGGCCGCACUUUGGAUUCUGAUUAUCCCCCCUUGCAGCAGUUCUUCGUGGUCAUGGAACAUUGUUUGAAACAUGGUCUUAAAGUAAGAAAAUCAUUUUUGAGUUAUAACAAAACUAUUUGGGGCCCUUUGGAACUGGUGGAGAAGCUGUACCCAGAAGCAGAGGAAAUAGGAGCUAGUGUCCGAGAUUUACCUGGUCUUAAGACCCCCCUGGGUCGUGCAAGAGCAUGGCUUCGAUUAGCCCUCAUGCAAAAAAAAAUGGCUGAUUACCUGCGUUGCCUAAUUAUUCAGAGGGAUCUCUUGAGUGAAUUCUAUGAGUAUCAUGCACUAAUGAUGGAAGAAGAAGGAGCAGUGAUUGUUGUGCUGGUUGGCCUGAAUGUGAUAGAUGCUAAUCUGUGUGUAAAGGGAGAGGAUUUAGACUCACAAGUUGGAGUGAUUGACUUUUCCAUGUAUUUAAAGAAUGAAGAAGAUAUUGGAAAUAAAGAAAGAAAUGUUCAAAUUGCUGCUAUAUUAGACCAGAAGAAUUAUGUUGAAGAAUUAAAUAGACAACUGAACAGUACAGUCAGCAGUCUCCAUUCAAGAGUUGACUCAUUAGAAAAGUCAAAUACUAAGCUGAUUGAAGAGUUAGCAAUAGCAAAGAAUAAUAUCAUUAAACUCCAAGAAGAAAAUCAUCAGUUACGAAGUGAAAAUAAAUUGAUUUUAAUGAAAACACAGCAGCAUCUAGAAGUUACCAAAGUAGAUGUGGAAACUGAGCUUCAAACAUAUAAGCAUUCUAGGCAGGGGCUAGAUGAAAUGUACAAUGAAGCCAGAAGGCAGCUUCGAGAUGAAUCUCAGUUAAGACAAGAUGUGGAGAAUGAGCUAGCGGUACAAGUCAGUAUGAAACAUGAGAUUGAACUUGCCAUGAAGUUGUUAGAGAAAGAUAUCCAUGAAAAACAAGAUACUCUAAUAGGCCUCCGACAACAGCUAGAGGAAGUUAAAGCAAUUAACAUAGAGAUGUAUCAAAAGUUGCAGGGUUCUGAAGAUGGUUUGAAAGAAAAAAAUGAAAUAAUUGCCCGGCUAGAAGAAAAAACCAGUAAAAUUACUGCAGCCAUGAGGCAGCUGGAACAAAGAUUGCAGCAAGCAGAGAAGGCGCAAAUGGACACUGAAGAUGAGGACAAGAAAUGCCUGCAAGAAUGUCAGAGUAAAUUCGACAGUCUCCAGAAACAAAUCUCCCAAAAGGAGAAACAGCUGGUGCAGCUGGAAACCGAUCUGAAGAUUGAGAAGGAAUGGAGGCAGACUUUGCAGGAAGACCUUCAAAAGGAAAAAGACACCUUAUCUCAUCUUAGAAAUGAGACCCAACAAAUCAUUAGUCUUAAAAAAGAGUUCCUUAACCUCCAGGAUGAAAAUCAGCAGUUGAAAAAAAUAUAUCAUGAACAGGAGCAAGCUCUUCAAGAACUUGGCAACAAACUUAGCGAAUCAAAACUUAAAAUAGAAGAUAUAAAAGAAGCUAACAAGGCAUUGCAGGGACUGGUUUGGUUGAAAGACAAAGAAGCAACACAUUGUAAACUCUGUGAAAAGGAAUUCUCACUUUCUAAGAGAAAGCACCAUUGUAGAAACUGUGGGGAAAUUUUCUGUAAUGCUUGCUCUGACAACGAACUGCCUUUGCCUUCUUCACCAAAGCCAGUAAGGGUUUGUGACUCCUGUCAUGCAUUACUGAUUCAGAGAUGCUCAUCUAACUUGCCGUAAGACUACAGAACUAAAUUCUUAUGAAAAGUAUUUAAGAUGAAUGUUAUGUAUGAACAUGUAUACAACAUAUUCAGACAACCCCUCUUAAGCAGCUUUCAGGCAGUAUUGGUACUAAUUUUACCUUCCAUGUAUUUCAGCUCAUGGGAAUUAUAAAUUGUAUAAUUUGACAUUUCCUUCCCCAUUGAAGAAUUUAACACAGCAUGCUUUAAAGUAACUUUAGCCCAAUUCCUGAUGUAGUAUCAUGUAACUUAAUGCCAUUGUGAGGCCAGACAGCAUAGCUAACACGUUUGCCUUAUUUUGUAAAAGCCUUCUUAACAAUAGGGCUGCAAAUGUUUUAUUCUCUAGAUUGUCAAACUGAUACUUGAUGGUGCCUGUAAUUUUCUUAAUGCACUUUAAAGCUUCAGUUCUCAGAGAAAGAUUAAAAACAUAUUUUAUAAGUAUUAAUAUUCCAAUUCAACAGUUUUCAUUAGCCCAAACUGUAUUUACCUCUCCCCCCAUCCCCAUCACAUUAGGAAAGAAAGACCUCCCAGAGAUCCCGCCGUGGCACAGUGGGCUGUUGUUUGUCCCUGCAGCAGUUAGAGGGUCCCUGGCCCAGGGAACUUCCACAUGCCACAGGCAUGGCUAAAAAGGAAAAAAAAAAAGGCCUUCUUUCUCUAAAAUCAAUGCUGUUAUUUGCUGAUAACUUUUAUUUUUUCCUAAAUUUUAUUUUGAAAGGAAGUUAAAAUUCCAUAUGCAUUUCUUAGGGAGGACUUGUACCCCCUUUAAAAGUGGAAACAAAAUAAAUCCUUCCCCCAGGGGGAAAAAUGUAAUAGCAGGGAUUACAGGCUCCUGAUUCUUCUCUAAGCAUUAAAGGAGAAUCUAAAAUGCGAUUAAGUCUUGCCUGAGUAAUUAAGAAAACUUACAUUUCCAUUCCAGUAAUGUUUAAGAAGCAUUGCAUUGUAGCAGUCUACUAUUGCAGUAGACUAAAAAUUUCACUAUACUGAGUACUAAGUCAGGGUCUAGAAGAUUGAAGAUUGUAGCCUCAGCCCUGCCAUCAAAUGCAUGCUUGAACUAUUUCAAACAUGAAAGUCAAUGAACACUAACUCCCAUUUUGUUGCUUAUAGAAUUUAAUCUGUAAAAACAAUUACCCUUGGGAGCUCCCAUUGUGGGUUAGUGGUAAUGAACAUGACUAGCAUCCAUGAGGAUGAGGGUUCAAUCCCUGGCCUUGCUUACUCAGUGGCUAAGGAUCUGGUGUUGCUGUGGCUAUGAUGUAUAGGCAGGCAGCUGCAGCUCAGACAGAACCCCUAGCCUGGGAAUUUACAUAUGGUGCAAGCAUGGCCCUUAAAAAAGCAAAACCCCAAAAAACCCCCAAAACCUUGUAUAAUUAACCACUGGGGUUAUAUAUCUACAGUCAUGCACUUUAAGUCUGCGAACUUUCAAACAUGUCAUUAAGUGGUUAUCUUAAAUUACGAGUAUUAGUGAAUGAAUCAUGGCCACCUUCUUCCCCCUACCUACCCAAGAUAGGGUUCCUUAUUCUACAGGAUCCUUUCCUCAGAAUACAUAUUUGAGGUUUAAAAUUAUUUAAUAAUUUAAUUUUCUAAAUUGCCAAAGUAUGAAGCCAGUUAUUUUAAGAUUUAUCUUUUCCAUAAUCUGGUCAAUUUUUGAGGUCUUUAGUCGAAACUGACAGAUUUUUAAGUGAUCUUUAAUGCUGAAUGUUUUCAAGAAAAGAAUUAUAUUCUUGGAACUGUUCUGAAUUGAUGGGAUGCAUUAACAUUUUUAUGAUUGCUAAAAAGGAGAAUAAGCAAAAAAGAAAAAUUUCAAAUACUGUUUUUUACUACUGUGUUUAACACAAACUGUAAAAUGUGAUUUCCUUAAUUGCAAGGAUGGUUUCAUUCAGUAAACCAUGAUUUUCAUCCCCCCUUUAAAUUCUUUGCCACUCAAAACUCACUGAUUGGAUAUGCUUUUAUGAUCGUGUAUGUACUCCAUUGUUUUGAAUCUUUAUCUAAAAACCAUUUUACUAACUCUGGAUUUUGUGUUACAGAACUUUCAGUUUGUACUUUCUGAUAGUGAACUUCACAUACCAUUCCCUUAUCUAGGACUACUACUAUAUGUUAUCAUGGUGCCAAGGAAUUGUGAUUCUAAUUCUCUUACCCACUUUUAAAAUGUGAAUUUUAUAUUACAAAUAAAAGAUUUGGAAAAUUAUCUGGCUUUAAGAAGGCUACCUCAUUUAACUACAUUUUAUACUUGUACUGCUUAGAAGAUUUUAACAGGGUAAUCCUGGGCAAAAACAUAGGUCAUCUUUAAAAAAAGUGGUAUUACUAUUUAAACGGGUUAUUAAGGGAGUGAGUACAGGCAGUAAGAUGAAUCAUUGCUUCAGCUGAUAGGUUUCAGCAUCACAGCUGCCCUCUCUACCAGCAGAAAUCAUUAAGUCAAUGCUACCAAUCUGAUUUAUAAUCAGUAACGACACGAAGCAUUCUAGGACAGACGCCAUACUCUUAUCUCCCACAUUGAUAUUUAUUACAUUAAUAACAUUUCUAGCAAAAACAAGUAACAAGUUCAGUAACUGAGUUCACAUUGACAGGUUUCAUUUUGAUCCAUCAGCCAAUUUGGAAAAAAGCCAUAUUGAUCAAAGGGAUUAAAAGUAAAAAGCACCUUUUCCUUGCUACAUAUUAUUUUUAACACAAUGGCUCUUAAACUCCAAACAUAUCAGAUGCAGAAUCUAACCGCAAGACUCUCAAGACAUGGACUUGUGUCUUACAUUUUUUUUAAAGUAUUCAUCUAUACAGUUAUUUAAAAAAAAAAAACAAAAAAACAAAACAAAACAAAAAAAAACCCCCCAAAAAACCCCAUACACUUUAACUACUGGGCUGGAAACCGAAAAUACAUCUGUGAGAGUUACACUGCACAGUAAAUAUACCUUUGUACUUGUACUGAAUUCUCUUAUCACUGAGAACCUAGUCUAAGACAUUUUGAGAUAACUUACAACUAUCAUUUUUGGAAACAUUUUUUGGUACUUCAGUCAAGUGCUGAGAUUUAUUCUAAAAUCUAGGGCUAGAAUUUAAACUUCCAACACUCUCACCUGCAGGUAACAAAUUAUGAAUAUUCAGAAAUCCAGAUAACCUGUUAGAUGUUCAACAUUUCAGAGCUAUGCCUGAUAAAUGAUGAUUGAAAAAUAAUAUAGAAUUAGCUGAAUUUAUACUCCUGAAACCACCUAAACUCAUCUUUAGGUUUUAUAUUUACAGUAUUGUCCAAGAGAAAUUAAAGAGUUACACUAAUUAUUUUCCAAGUUCUAUUCCAGAUGUCUGCUUAUUAAGACUUGUAGUUUAUGCAGAGGUGAACCACUGUCCUCUAAGAUUACACUAUACUACUUCUUGUACAGCUAAUAGUAAAAUACACCAACCCAAAUCUUAUGAAAGCAGCACAUCCUUAGGAGUAACUAGUAUAUAAAAAGUAUCAACAUCAGUGGUUUGAAUAUAAAAAUUUAUUUUUUAAGUCAAAGUAUGCAACAAAUAAAACCUACAGAAAACAGAUUUUCCCAUCACAAUCUGUUGCUUUACCAAAUAAUAUUUUGAAAACACAUUCCUUCAGUCAUUAUAAAGUUCUUAAAAUACAAAAGAAA
This is a messenger RNA of Sus scrofa (pig), 6029 nucleotides long. NCBI's taxonomy places the organism in Eukaryota, Metazoa, Chordata, Mammalia, Artiodactyla, Suidae. The record is from RefSeq and is a predicted model, not a curated record.